This is a messenger RNA of Pelobates cultripes (western spadefoot toad), 219 nucleotides long. The record is from the annotation of a GenBank genome assembly. Lineage: Eukaryota; Metazoa; Chordata; Amphibia; Anura; Pelobatidae.
GAAAAUCUAUCCCAGACCUUCGAGUCUUUUAAAGAUACCGUUAAAAAAGACAGCGGACCUGUAGCUAUUCAAAGAAAGCAGACAAAGAAACAUAGGAGAGAGAGAUCUCCAUCACUGCCUGAGCUCUCAUCAGGGGAAUGUUCAGCAGGUUCAGCAGUACUUAAAGCCCAGAGUGUGUGGCUUCAAGCCCUAGAAGAAUCUCAUGGGAAAAUCAGAUAA